AUGACUUCUGCAGAUACGGCUUUUGCCUCUGGGCGCCAGCAAGGCCCGGACGUUCGCCGCAGAAACGUGGGAGAAGCUCUAAAAGGAGACUUUGAUGCCUCUGUUGCCACCACGCCGAGGUCAAAGAAGGCCCCAAAGCAUCAAUCCACUUUCGACGAUUGGGAAAAUGUUCUUGCUCCACUUAUAUUAACGGUCUUUUCUCUUUUCAUUCGUUUGUACCGUAUCGGUUUAUCCAACAUUGUGACUUGGGAUGAGGCACAUUUCGGCAAGUUUGGCUCUCAUUACCUGAAGCGUGAAUUCUAUUUCGAUGUCCACCCACCACUCGGCAAAAUGCUUGUCGGCUUGUCCGGCUACCUCGCCGGAUACAAUGGUUCUUUCGAAUUCAAGUCUGGUGAAACUUACCCGGAAGAGGUCAACUACACCUUCAUGCGCGUUUUCAAUGCUCUUUUCGGUGUCGUUUGCGUGCCCCUGGCAUAUUACACUGCUCGUGAGCUGAACUUCCGCAAGCCUACCGUUUGGCUAGUUGCAUUGAUGGUUCUAUUCGAGAAUUCAUAUGCUACCAUAUCGAGGUUUAUUCUCCUUGACUCUAUGCUCUUGUGCUUUACUUUCACAACUACGCUCUGCUGGGCUCGGUUCCAUCGUUUACGUGCACAAAGUUUUUCAGUUGAGUGGUACGUUUGGCUAUUCCUUACAGGUAUAAGCAUCGGAUGUGUCUGCAGCGUGAAGCUUGUCGGGCUAUUUUGCACGGCUCUAGUGGGACUCUAUACCGCAGAAGACCUUUGGAAUAAGUUUGGUGAUUUGAAAAUGCCCAAGGUGACACUGGCGCAUCACCUCUUUGCGAGAGUGGUUUGCCUUAUUGUAGUACCAAUCUUAGUCUACAUGUUUUCUUUCUACUUGCACUUCUUGAUUCUGGAGAACAGUGGACCUGGCGAUGCCCAGAUGAGCUCCCUUUUCCAAGCGAAUCUCAGAGGCACCGAGGUGGGUAGGGAUAGCCCUCUCGAGCUUGCGCUAGGCUCCCGAGUUACUCUGAAGAAUAUGGGAUACGGUGGUGGUCUUUUACAUUCUCACGUUCAAACCUAUCCUGAAGGCUCAAACCAGCAACAGAUAACUUGCUACCAUCACAAGGAUGCCAACAACGACUGGUUUAUCUAUCCAAAUCGGUAUGAGCCUGAGUACAACCCCGAUGGAGACUUGAAAUUUGUCGGCGAUGGAGAUGUUAUUCGUCUUAUUCAUGCGCAGACUGGACGAAAUUUGCAUUCUCAUGCUAUUUCGGCACCAGUCACGAAGGCCGAUUACGAGGUGUCCUGUUAUGGCAAUACAACUAUCGGAGAUGACAAGGAUCACUGGGCCGUGGAGGUUGUUAGUGAUGCUGCCUCGAGGGAUAGAAGCAGAGUCCGCACUCUUACGACGGCUUUCCGAUUACGGCAUCCCUCCCUCGGAUGCUAUCUAAGAGCCGGAAAUGUGAAUCUUCCUCAAUGGGGAUUUAAACAGAUAGAAACGACUUGCGUUAAAGAAAACAAGCCUCGAGAUGUCUAUACUCAUUGGAACGUAGAAUCUCACGUGAAUGAGAAACUGCCACCUGGCGAUCCCGGGUCUUACAAGUCCCCCUUCAUAAAAGACUUCAUCCAUUUGAAUGUUGCUAUGAUGACUUCAAAUAAUGCGCUUGUUCCUGACCCCGAUAAGCAAGACGAUUUGGCUUCAAAAUUCUGGCAAUGGCCACUUUUGCACGUCGGACUACGAAUGUGCUCUUGGGAUGACAAUGUAGUCAAAUACUUCCUCCUAGGAAACCCGCUGGUGUACUGGGGCAGCACUGCUAGCCUUGCUGGCUUUGGCUUGAUUGUUCUUUGGUACUUGAUUCGAUGGCAACGAGGCUAUGUGGAUUUGAGCCCGAAGGAAAUUGAUCAUAUCCAUUAUUCUGGUGUCUACCCGGUAAUUGGAUGGGUCCUCCAUUAUUUCCCCUUUGUCAUCAUGGCUCGUGUGACCUAUGUCCAUCACUACUAUCCCGCUCUUUAUUUCGCCAUUCUGAGCGCUGGCUUCUGCGUAGAUUGGCUUACCCGGAGGCUGAGCAAGGAGCUGCAGUGGGGCAUAUACACGGUUCUAUAUGCGGCUGUUGUUGCUCUGUUCACCGUGUUCCGAGCAAUUGUUUUCGGCAUGGAGGGCUCAAAUCAGCAGUGGGCAUACUUGAAUUGGUUUAGCACUUGGCGCAUUGCUAACUAG
This is a messenger RNA of Talaromyces proteolyticus, 2217 nucleotides long. RefSeq names its product protein O-mannosyl transferase. Gene Ontology annotation, cellular component: endoplasmic reticulum; membrane. The record is from RefSeq and is a predicted model, not a curated record. Lineage: Eukaryota; Fungi; Ascomycota; Eurotiomycetes; Eurotiales; Trichocomaceae. Gene Ontology annotation, molecular function: dolichyl-phosphate-mannose-protein mannosyltransferase activity. Gene Ontology annotation, biological process: protein O-linked glycosylation via mannose. The transcript is spliced from 5 exons. The coding region runs from base 1 to 2217 and encodes 738 amino acids.